AAUUACGCCAGAAAGAAGUUAGAUCUGAAUAACUGCACACUUAUUGUAGUGUAUAUUUUAAAAUGAAAUAUUUUAUUAUAUUAUCAGUGGUGCAUAUAUGUAAUGCAGUUAUUUAUAAACUCAAUGAUACCGAGUUAGAUCGAUUUCCUCCUGUAUACUACCUGGAUGACUAUGACAAAUGCCUACGCAAACCAAAUGCAGUUUACUGCACUGUUGAUGCCUAUCUGGUGUCGGAUGCACCUAGCGAUUUACUUACUAUUAUUAAGGAAUAUUCCCAGCAUCGACAUAGACAUUUUAAUCACUCAUAUAUCACAUAUGGCAUUUGUCUUUCGUCAACAUGUAAUAAUUAUACAAAUUUGAACCGAAAACAGAACCUUGAAAAAUGCCUUAACGAAACACUCUUGAAGGAUUAUUCACUUAAAGCAAGAGUUAAAAAGCUAUCUUGUACUAAACGCGACGAAUUUCAAGUGGACGCGUUAGAUAGAGUCGCUGCAUUCAUAUUUUUCAGUAUAUUACUCUUGAAUGUCAUAGGAACCGUCUAUGAAGUAUUUUCAAAGGAAUGUUCUGGUUUUAGUUUAUUGAGAUGUUUUUCGAUUCGUAGAAAUUGGAAUAAAUUAGUUGACACCAGCGAAAAGAACGCGUCGCUACAAAAUAGGUUGAAUUGUCUGGAUGGAUUAAGGACAAUCCUUCUACUAGCAAUAUUGAUUGGUCAUGCACUUAUCACAAGUAUAGUAAACGUUUCCAACACAUCCGUAGUAGAAAAGAUAUUUGACUCCACACCAGUGCAUUCGGUGAUGAAUUUGCCGAUAACCAUGUGUUGCUUCUUCUUUAUAUCAAGCUUUGUGCUUGCGUAUAAUUUGCAAACCAGUGACGACAACUACGAAACUUGGACAUGUAUUGGAAGAAGAAUGCUCAAACGAUGGUGCAGAUUUACACCAGCGUAUGCCGUUGCCCUUUUGUUUAUAAUGACCUGGUACAGACAUCAAGGAGAUGGACCUUUUUGGAUGAAUAUUUACAAGGACAGGAUAGAACCAUGUCGAAGUAUCGGAUGGUAUAACAUGCUAUACGUUAAUAACUUUGUCAAUGGUUCAGUAUGCAUGCUGCAAGGUUGGUAUUUAGCAGCUGAAAUGCAGUUACAUUUUCUUGGGCUUUUUGUAUGCAUCUUUUUCAAAGGCCUAUCGAGAAUAUGUGUUCUAAUUGUGCUUUUUAUUAUUGGGUUACUCAUACCAGGAGUACUCACCUACAUUUAUGACCUGGAUAUGCAGUUAACACCAUCUGCCGAGUUAUUUCGCCAGUACUUCCUGCCAGACCCAACCUUUCGUCUCGUGUAUCGGCAUAGUUUCACCAACUUGGCAAGCUAUGUCAUGGGUCUCGCAAUGGGACUCUUGACAUAUAAAUUGCAAAAGACCAAUUUUGAUAUUCAGAAUUAUAAGAAAUGGAUUCCUCUAUAUUAUUCAGCUAUAUUAUUAAACACGGGUAUUAUGUAUUCAGCAUCAAUAAGUUAUCAGGACAGACCCCGCCUGUCCAUCACAACACGAGUUAUUAUGUCAGCAGUAAUGAAGCCGCUGUUGACUGCGAGCACUGGCGUCCUUGUUUUUGGCGUCAUUUUUAAAUAUGAAAGAAGUCUCUGCGGUCUUCUUGAAUGGCGAGGAUGGACUGUGCUAAACAGACUUGGUUAUUGUUGCCACUUAAUUAACUUACCUUUUAUUGAUUAUCUUCUUGGCUCUGAAGCUUUGAUGCGAACAGGAUAUAUUGUGAAGCUCACUGCAUCCUGUGGAAUAGUCACCGUGACACUUUCGCUGGCGCUAUUUUUGUGGCUUCUAGUUGAAAACCCCUUUGCCUUAAUAACGAACGAAGUCUUCAAGGACAGAAAACACGUUGGGAAUGGAUCAAUUUCGAACAUUGUCGGCAAUGGGACAUCUUUGAACAAAGUCAGCAAUGGGACAUCUUCAAACAUUGUCGGCAAUGGGACAUCUUCAAACAUUGUCGGCAAUGGGACAUCUCCAAACAAAGUCGGCAAUGGGACAUCCUCAAACAAAGUUGGCAAUGAUAUAUAUUUAUGUCACAAAACGGGUAACGGCAGUGCUUCUGAUAAAAAAAGUAUAUAGAUGGAAAUUGAUUAAAUUACAUAAAGUUUAAUAUUUUCUUCAGAUCAAUAGUGCGGCGGAAUUCGUACUUAACACCUUGUGUACCAUUUUGUACCUAACCUAAUCAUGAACGUAAUAUAAGCCUUAAUUAGUUAAAGAAUCUAUCGCGUUAAAAUAUAACCUAAAUAUUAAGUAAUAAGAGAGUGGUAUCUUGAAGGGAACCAAUGGACUUUAUACAUAAAUGCCCAUUUAACAUUCGAUCGAGCGGUGCCCCAAAAAAGUCGACGGCGUGUGUCAGGCACAGGAGCCUUUUCACGUACUUGCCUAUUAGAUUGACAAAUGAAGAUAACCAAUAGAUACAUAAAUCUGAGGCCCAGAUCUAAAAACGUUAGAGUGCCAUCGCUUUAUAUAUUUUCAUGAAUGGGUUUGCAAUAUAAAUAAAAAUACUAUAAGUUGAUAAUGAAUUUAUUUAUGUUAAUAUUCACACUAAACACACAGAUACAUCGCAUUAAAACAUGCUUUAUCAUAAUAAUUGCUAGUUUUAAUUAAAAUAAAUGAUAUAAGCAUAGAAAAUGUCGACUAGCUUUGAAUUUCAAAUUGUGAUAUGUUAUUAGUCUAGAAAUAAUAAAUAAAAUAUUUUCUAAUCAAAAACGUGAGAUCGCUCGCGCUGAAAGACGCGCGGGUGAUCUCAUGAAUUUUGCCAGGGUAAUGCGCGUUCCAUCCAAAGAUCCAUCAUGAAGAAUCCAUACAUUGUGAAACAGACCCUUAGGGUCCCAUAGGGUCUGUUUCACAAUGUAUGGAUUAAGUGCCAAAUAGCUAUGCAA
This is a messenger RNA of Pieris rapae (cabbage white), 2911 nucleotides long. RefSeq names its product nose resistant to fluoxetine protein 6. The record is from RefSeq and is a predicted model, not a curated record. The transcript is spliced from 13 exons. NCBI's taxonomy places the organism in Eukaryota, Metazoa, Arthropoda, Insecta, Lepidoptera, Pieridae. Bases 63 to 2108 code for a protein of 681 amino acids. Gene Ontology annotation, molecular function: acyltransferase activity, transferring groups other than amino-acyl groups.